Molecule: messenger RNA, 3264 nt
Organism: Spodoptera littoralis (African cotton leafworm)
Lineage: Eukaryota; Metazoa; Arthropoda; Insecta; Lepidoptera; Noctuidae
Source: the annotation of a GenBank genome assembly
AUGGGAAAUAUGGUCAGUAGUGCCCCAACUAGGGAACGAGACGCAGAUAACGUCACAAGUGAAAGUGAACUGAUGGACAACACAGGUGAUCUCCGUGCUGAUGAAACAACUGAAGCCUUUGAGAUGGCUAGCGAAAACUCUUUAAACGAAAAUGAAGCACGGGUUAAAGCAAAAGAAGAAGAAAUGAAUGAGUUUAGAAAGCAGCUUGAUAUAAAACGUGAACAAAGGAGACAGAUUUUGGCGCGACAUCGUACUGAAAAAGAAGAAUUGGAGAAAGCUUUGCAAAGUGAGAAGGCGGCAAAACUGGAACUAUUUGAAAGCAACAAAUUACUUUGUGAACUACUCUUGAGAAAUAAUAUUGAAAUCCCUGAUAAUCUUAUCCAUUUAAAAGGAAACUGUGAACUCACAGAUGCUUUAGCCAAAAUGACAGAAGAAUUUGAUGAUUUGAAAGCAAAUAAUUUGAAACUUCGAAAGGAUCUAUCAGAAACUAAUCGUGCGCUACAAGAAGCGUACACUGAUAUUGCAGAUCUGAACCAACAAAACACAGAAUCCAUUAAACAGAUUCGUGCGUUGAAAGAAGUGGUAUCAGUUAGUAAAACAAUGAUUAGCCUUCGAGAACAACAACUGAAUGAUUUGAAAGAAAAGCUAAAUGAAAUUGAACGAACUUUAGCGGAUCGCGAGACAAAUCUACUAUCAGCCGAUCUAAGACAAGAGUAUGAACGGCAGUUACAGAAUAUUCGCACACUCAGAGGGCUUUAUGAGGAGCGAGCUCGACUUGCCGAAGUCACCCGACAACGACUGGUCCGAGAGUUGGAUGAACAUAAAGUACUUUAUCAAGCUGAGGUAAAAAAGAGCAACGACCUCAAUACAAAAGUAGAAGAACUUGAAUCAAGAAUAGAUUCCCUAAUAGAUACCAUCGAUAACAAAAAUUCACAAAUAUCUACAAGUCAGAUAGAAACAAACGUCUUGAAGGCCGAAAUGGCAGUCGUAAAUAAACUUUUCUCUCAAGUGCUCCUUGGAGAAAAAACUAAACAAGAUUUAGAUACACUGGUUCAAAGACUAGAGGAAAACCAUGGCAUACUAACACAAAUGGCUGAAAAGGAAAAUGGAUCAGAAGCAUCGUCGGCUUUACCCAAACUUUUGUUAGAGUUAGUCAGUCAAGUGGAUGAAAAUGAAGAAAAGUACAUUAAUGAAACUCAAAAUGACAACGCGAAUGAACCUAAAGACAAAGAGGAAAUAUCAGCAGAACAAGAUUCAGAUGUACAAAAACCGCCAACUACAACUGCUGAAGAAAUAGUAGAAAAUCUACCGAAAGUCUGGAAAGUCUUAAUAGAGCUUCUCAGUCAUCAAAACGCGCCCGACGGAAACUCUCCGGAAAAAGUAACAACGUGCUAUAAAUCCGUUGAGACAAAAUCGGGACCAGUGUUAGUGCCAAGCGUUAGUCAGACUUACAUCAGAUUAAAGGAUCUUAUACUAGAAAAACUGGGUCUCAUAAAAGAGGUCAACCGUAUGAAACAACUCAAUGGCCACCUCGAAACUCGUUUAGAAGAACAAGAACGAAGACUAUGCAUGGUUACAAAUGAGUUAAGCAAAACAUGGCAUGUUGUUGGUCGGCUAAGGAGGCAUCAUCAUCAAUUACAUACCCACGAGAAAAUACUAAAAUAUGAAUUACAACAAAAGAGAAAGCUGUUGAACGAACUUAAAGAAGAACUUGAAUACUGUCGGGAAAAAUGGGAACAAGCUCGUGAAAAGAAUACCCAGUCUGAAAGAGAUUGGAGAACUCUGAGAGCUGAAUUCUCGAGUAGGAAAACAAAAUCUGGCUCACCGUCGUUCAAUAAUUCAGGAGAAAGUGGAUAUAGUGAUGAAAGACCAUCAGACGAAUCUUCUGAAUCGAAUGACGAAAGUGAAUAUGUGGCAGAGCCACUUACUAGAUGUAAGAGGAAACUUAAGAAAUCAUUCGAUUCUAGUACAGACUUUAACAUCGCAGAAAGAGAAGACCCCGCUAGUGAUAUGCUUGAUGUUGCUGAUUUACCACUAGAUACUCAGGAAGGUGAUGAUAAUCAUGAUUUGACUUCUGAACCCAGUAAAAGUGAACGAUUUCCUAAAAAUGGAAUUAUUUGUGAAGAGACAGAAGAUGAAAUUGGAGACAUUACCCACGAUGACUCUUGUCCAGAAGAAUCACAUGCAGAAGAUAAGUUCAUUGAUAAGCCCAAUGAAGACUGCGGUGCUCCCGAAAAUGAAUCACUAUUAGGUCCCACCACUUCUGAUAAACCUUCAAUAAGUUUACCACUGAUCGACCCAGCGGAAAUUUUAAAGAAUGUCCGCCUUCAAAAUGAGAGAUUGGCUAAAAAAGAUCAAAAACUUAAUAGUCUUGAAUCGAGCAGCGCUGCACUAUUAAAAAAGACACAGACAACGGUUAAAAUAAGUGAACAAAUAAAUGAUACUCUGGACCAUCUUAUAAAUAGGCCAACAACGAGUCAAACACUAUGUGUUUCUGAAAAUGAACCUGAAAAAAUGCCUACCUUGCAAAUCGAUACUGACACCGAAAAUAAAGCAAUCUCAACAACAGACAUCAAUCUCACAAGAACAGAUAAUACACAUUCAUUGGAGGACUUAGAAAACAAUAAAGAACACCACUUUGAAGCAACAGACGGAAAACUAGAUAAUGAUAAAGAUACAGUAAAUAAUGAUCAAACUGUAGAAUCCGUAACAACUGAUUCUUCCAACACAAUGUCAGUAAACGACAAACAAGCUUCAAAUGUAGAAACUCCAGAUUUCAAAGCCAUACUAGAAAAUGUUCGAAAACAAAAUGAAAGGCUUGCUAAGAAAGAUGAAAGACUGCAACAAUUAGAAAGCAGUUGUUCUGAGGUGGUAAAUAGUAUAACUGGUACGCUUAAAACAGGUGAUAAAAUAAUCAAGAAACUUGAAACUCUUCACAAUGAAAAAGCACACGGCAGUAAUGAAGGUCCCAAUGUAUCUAGAGGUGAUAAUUCUGGUUCUGACAAAGAAGAUUCAGUACCGUCAACAUCUGGUGAAAUUGAUCACGAGGCUAGAUUUGCUGCGCGUGAUUUACGGUUAAAGCGAUUGGAAGAACAAACAAAAUCACUCGUAAACAAAGUUAACAAAACCAACUCUAAAGGCGUGAAAAUACAUUACAAAUUGGAAGAGCUGCAUAAUAUUUACGGCUCAGAAAGUUCUCGGGCUGGCACACCGUCAGAGGAAAAUGAGGACAAAAGUAAUGCCAAUGAUUCUCCAGAAGAAUAA